CGAAGACUUUCAUCUGAAGCCCUACAAAUUUCUUUUCCUCCUUCAAGGAAGAAAAAUCCCACUUACCAGUUUCAUUAUCUGUUAAAAGAUCAGAAAUCUUUGCUUAUUCUUAUCAAAAUUCAGGUAUGGUGAAACCCAGUGAAAAUGGGUCUCAAUCAAUAGCUCCUUUUCUUAAAAAAUGUUAUGAAAUGGUAGAUGAUGAGACUACGGAUUCAAUCAUUUCGUGGAGCCAAAACAGUGGCAGUUUUAUCAUUUGGGAUAUGACUGAGUUUUCAGUUCGUCUGCUUCCCAAGUAUUUCAAGCACAGUAAUUUCUCUUCUUUCAUCCGGCAACUCAAUAUUUAUGGUUUUAGAAAAAUUGAUACGGAUCGUUGGGAAUUCGCAAACGACGGAUUUAUUAGAGGUCAAAAGGACCUACUGAAGAACAUUGCUAGACGGAAAUACUUGCAGGGAUCCGAGCAGCGUAAACAGUUGCAGCCGGAGCCUCCUCAGCAGCAAGAGAACACUGUUGGAUCGUGUGAAAACAAUGAACAUACUGAGAUAUGGAAAGAAGUUGAGAAUUUGAAGACUGAUAAAAUUGCUCUCAUGCAGGAGUUGGUUAAACUUAGGCAGUACCAGGAGACUGCAGACACUAAGAUGCUUCGAUUGAACGAUCGUCUUCAAGGAAUGGAGAAGAGUCAGCAGCAGUUGUUGUCGUUCUUAAUAAUGGCGAUGCAGAGUCCAGGGUUUUUGAUCCAACUGAUUCAACCGAAAGAAAAUAGCCGGCGUGUGGCCGAAGCAAGCAAUAUGCUAGAACAAGUUGCAGAGGAUGGUGAGCCACCAGUGGCUUCUGAUCAUAUGAUAGUUAGAUAUCAGCCACCAAUGGAUGAAACAUCGAAACCGGUGCACACACCGAUGGUAGGUCCAGAAAAUCAUAAUGAAUCCGAUACUUUUUCGGAUGGGAUGAAAGAUUUUUGGAUGAACAUCGAUUUCGCCAAGGUGCUUAUGGAUGAAAGUCAUACACCUUUCAUUCCACUGGAUUUACAUGAUGAUGGUGCAUGGGAAAAGCUUCUUUCGGAUAAUGUUUUCGUAGAGAAUAAUGAUGGUGGAAAUCAAGACAAGGAAGAGUUCAUGAAUUCUGGUAUGGAGAUGGAGGUGACAUGCUCCGGAAAUCGUCUGGAAAAAUCUCGGAGUUUCGAACUGUUUCUCGAAAAUAUGGAGAAAACACAAAACCUGGAGAUUGAACCACUGGUGAAUGGAUCGAUGCCUGAGAAAUCUCAGGACUUGGAACUUCUUACACAACAAAUGGGGCAUUUUGACUUCCCAUAGUACUGAACUGCAUGUACAUGGAAUGGAACUCCAUGGAAAAUUUUAUAGAGCUGUUCUAUUCUUCAAACAUUAUUAUUUAUAAACGAGAAAAUGAGAAUGCGUAUAUUAGUUUU
Messenger RNA from Hibiscus syriacus, 1420 nucleotides. Its product is annotated as heat stress transcription factor A-8-like. Lineage: Eukaryota; Viridiplantae; Streptophyta; Magnoliopsida; Malvales; Malvaceae. Bases 126 to 1307 code for a protein of 393 amino acids. Gene Ontology annotation, biological process: regulation of transcription by RNA polymerase II. The transcript is spliced from 2 exons. Gene Ontology annotation, cellular component: nucleus. Gene Ontology annotation, molecular function: DNA-binding transcription factor activity; RNA polymerase II cis-regulatory region sequence-specific DNA binding. The record is from RefSeq and is a predicted model, not a curated record.